AUGUUGCCGGCCUGUGCCAUAGUGGCAAUGACCUCCGUAGUCUUUAUAACCACAGCAGUCGUAGCUAUUUAUAACGCCGGUUUCAAAGCAUAUGAUUGUCCAAUUCUGAGGGAUACUAUCACCGUGGCUCUACUUGCUGACAACAGGAAUCAAUUCGACCUUCCGUUAGAUAUUCACUUAGAUCCCCAUGAGUCGAGGCUUAUGAUCUGCAAUGGCACCGAGUUUAGUACCAGUUGCCAGGAAGACGGGGUAUUUUAUCCACCACUACCCAGUCCAAACUGUGUAGAGACCCUAAAGCCAUUUAUUGAAUUGGUCCAAGAUCCCAGUUGUCCGCAUACCAUAUAUGUCGUGGGUUUAUCGGACGGGACUAGACAAAUGGAGCUCUUUCAUAGCUCUUUUUUCCUUAAAAAAUAUUUAAUUUCUGCCACAGAUGAGGCGUCUUUUCAACAGAGUAAUAUUUAUAAUCGGUUUGAAGCUCUUCUGGGACCGCAACAGCGAUAUAUUGCUUCUCCACAAAGUCCCUCCUUCGACCGAGGACACCUGACUCCCGCCGCAGACUUCCCCAACGCCUGGGCUAGCCAGCAGACUAAUAGGUACCUAAAUGGUGUCCCCCAAUACUACAGAAUCAACCGAGGCAAUUGGAGGAAUGUUGAAAAUUGGAUUCGUCAACAACACGACACCCAGAUAGUCUGCACCGGGGCUUUGGGCGUACUUGAACUGAACAACAGGAAUCAAGUGCCGACGCCGAUUUACCUAGCAGAAGGUAGAAACCCAGUUCCCAGGUGGAUCUACAAAAUCAUUUAUAGUGUCGACAGCAAAAAAACAACAGUGAUUUUGACAUCAAACAAUGGAUGGGAAACUGUAGGACCAAACCCAUAUGCUUUUUGUCGAGUUGUGCCCUGCCCCCCAACAUUAAUACUUACUGAAGUUGGAUUUACAUUCUGCUGCGAUCCAACUGACUUUAUUAAAAGGAACAACCCAUGGUUUCGGGUUGCAUUCAGACACACAAAAGACAUAUUUGGAGAUGAAUUACGAUAAUAACGAUGAAAAAGAUUAAUAAUGUUCACACAAAACAAGUUAUUUUCAUAAUAAUAGUAUUGUUAUAAGUUACAAUUGUAUAACAUUAUAAAACAGGUUCGAUUGGCAAGAAAUGAUUCAUAUAGAAAAAACUGGAAUGAUAAGAUUUCUACACAUUAGAUAUAACCCAAUAAAAUAUAUCACAUUGUUUUCAUUCAGUAUCUA
Messenger RNA from Drosophila subpulchrella, 1242 nucleotides. RefSeq lists its product as uncharacterized. NCBI's taxonomy places the organism in Eukaryota, Metazoa, Arthropoda, Insecta, Diptera, Drosophilidae. Bases 1 to 1038 code for a protein of 345 amino acids. The record is from RefSeq and is a predicted model, not a curated record. Gene Ontology annotation, biological process: apoptotic DNA fragmentation. Gene Ontology annotation, cellular component: mitochondrial inner membrane; nucleus. Gene Ontology annotation, molecular function: nucleic acid binding; RNA endonuclease activity; single-stranded DNA endonuclease activity. The transcript is spliced from 2 exons.